Molecule: messenger RNA, 240 nt
Organism: Loa loa (African eye worm)
Lineage: Eukaryota; Metazoa; Nematoda; Chromadorea; Rhabditida; Onchocercidae
Exons: 1
Biological process (GO): protein dephosphorylation
Molecular function (GO): protein tyrosine phosphatase activity
Source: RefSeq, a predicted model, not a curated record
AUUUUUAAUUUAUCGAAAAAACGUAGUGAUCUUGGCCGUUUGCAUUCAGUUGUUGAAGUUGGCUGGCCAGAAGAAUUAGCUCCACCACUUGAUCGACUUUGCUCAAUAUGCAAAUUACUCGAGAAUUGGUUAUCUGCAAAUGCGCAAAAUGUCGUUGUUAUCCAUUGUAAAGGAGGAUGUUCACGUGCAGCUAUUGUCAUUGCUGCAUAUAUGCAUUAUAUUACCAUAUGUUCCAAGUCA